AUGGGGGAACAGGUGAGGCUGCCGCUCGGAGAGCCCUGCCGAGAAGGCUAUGUAUUGUCUCUGAUGUGUCCGAACUCCUCCCAGGCUUGGUGUGAGAUCACAAAUGUGUCGCAGCUGCUGGCUUCUCCUGUCAUCUACAAGAACCUGAAUUCUAGCAUAACCAACUUGAGCAUUUCAGCAAAUGUAGAAAACAAAUACAGUCUUUAUGUGGGCUUGGGACUGGCAGUGAGUUCCAGUAUUUUUAUUGGCUCCAGCUUCAUACUGAAAAAAAAGGGACUCUUACAACUGGCCAACAAGGGCGUUACUAGAGCUGGACAAGGUGGACAUUCUUACCUCAAGGAAUGGCUUUGGUGGGCAGGAUUGCUGUCAAUGGGAGCAGGAGAGGUUGCAAAUUUUGCGGCUUAUGCUUUUGUACCUGCCACCUUGGUCACCCCACUGGGCGCUCUGAGUGUUCUCAUAAGUGCAAUACUGUCUUCCUAUUUUUUAAAUGAGCACUUGAACAUUCAUGGGAAAAUAGGCUGCAUAUUAAGUAUAUUGGGGUCAACUGUGAUGGUUAUCCAUGCCCCGCAAGAAGAGGAAGUCACUUCUUUGCAUGAAAUGGAAAUGAAAUUGAGAGAUCCAGGAUUUAUUUCCUUUGCUGUGAUCAUAACUGUGAUCUCCUUGGUGCUGAUUUUCAUUGUGGCUCCCAAGAAAGGACAGACCAACAUACUGGUGUACAUUUCAAUCUGUUCUUUGAUUGGAGCAUUUUCAGUUUCUUCUGUCAAGGGCCUAGGAAUUGCCAUUAAGGAACUAUUAGAAUGGAAGCCAGUUUACAAGCAUCCCCUGGUCUUUGUUUUGCUGGCUGUGCUUGUGCUUUCAGUGACUACACAGAUUAACUAUCUCAACAAGGCACUGGACACCUUUAACACAUCUCUUGUGACCCCCAUUUACUAUGUGUUCUUCACAUCCAUGGUAGUGACUUGCUCUGCCAUCUUAUUCCAAGAGUGGUAUGGCAUGAAAGCUGGAGAUAUCAUCGGGACCCUGAGUGGGUUCUUUACUAUUAUCAAUGGCAUCUUCCUUCUACAUGCUUUUAAAAACACUGACAUUACCUGGAGUGAGCUGACAUCUGCUGCUAAGAAAAAAGACCUCUCUCUGAAUGACAGUAAGAACAAUUAUGUCUUACUAGAGAACAUGGAGUAUUUAACCCCAGGAUACAAUGAUGAUGUUACCUUGUUUAGUAGAACUGAUGAUCAAGGUCUCUAAAGACCCUGAAUUUUAACUAAUAUGAGAGUUAGAGAUGAGAAAAAAUACUUGCUGCUUGAAAGAACUGCUAGGAAACUUAGCAUUUUUAAUUAAUUUAGAUGUGAGGCCAAGUAAAAAUGCCUUCAUUUUGGCCAUCAAAUUUGAAAAUCAAGUUUUAAUCCUCCUCCAGAAGCCAUUUCUGCUUCCUUUCAUUUCUGCAGGCUUUGAAGUAUUCCCUAAGCACGAAAGAAGUCAAAGA
Messenger RNA from Galeopterus variegatus (Sunda flying lemur), 1480 nucleotides. It is a transcript of the gene NIPAL1, whose product is annotated as NIPA-like domain containing 1. Gene Ontology annotation, biological process: magnesium ion transport. The transcript is spliced from 6 exons. The record is from RefSeq and is a predicted model, not a curated record. NCBI's taxonomy places the organism in Eukaryota, Metazoa, Chordata, Mammalia, Dermoptera, Cynocephalidae. The coding region runs from base 1 to 1242 and encodes 413 amino acids. Gene Ontology annotation, molecular function: magnesium ion transmembrane transporter activity. Gene Ontology annotation, cellular component: membrane.